AUGGCAUCUAGCACUCACCUCCAGAUCUUAAAUGAGAAGCGCGAAAGAUGCAGUUCAAUUGCACGAUCACGAAAACGCAAGUUGCGAUCGUUAUAUGCGGUCGCAACUAAUGAGGAUGGCAUCCCCAACAUCAGUUUUCAGGACCCCGACGCAACGCCCAUCAACGCAGCCGAGUCACGAUUUCUUGAAGGGUGCGACAUCUUGCAAGGACGCAAACUCGACGAACUGAACAUCCCACCGCGACCCAGGCGUCGAUAUGAGAUUCCCCGCCAGCCGACUCCGAGUGGACCAUAUGUCUUGAACGAGAACGCGCCCUCGCAAGUAGUAGCUAAACUGCCAGUCGUCGAUGGACCGAGUGUUGCAAACCAGGCGGCAUCCACGCCAGAACGUAUGGGACCCACGGAGGUGCAGAACAAGACAGUCUUACUUCAGAAGCCCCAGGUCAAUGUGAUUCCUGCCACAGAAGCGAGCAAAACAAGCUUUGGGCCUACCGCAAAAACCAUACACUCACAAUCAGAUCCAGCUAAAGCCGGAAGUUCCAGUGCAAGGCCAAACCAGCUGUCGUCCCACAAGCAGAUUUCUGCUAUCCAAACUCAGCCUCUUGGGCAGGAUGGAUUGCUGAAAGGAAACAAGACGGAUAAUGGCAGUCGUGAUGCGCCACAACCGCUGAAGCCUCAAGAACACCCUCCCCGUACUGCACUAACAAGCCCCGACGCACCCCAGCCAGGACAAUCGAACCUUGAUCGCAGUGACACGGCAUCACGGGAAGGCUCCGAACGUAAAGAGGAUGAGCAGAGCGAAAUGGAAGUGGACGAACCAGUGGAACGAGCGGCUACAGAGGUUGCACCUUUGUUUCUUCACAUUUCACAGCAGGACGCUCGGCCUCUGGAUGUUCUCUCAUCGCCUGGAUCGACAGCGCAGACAGCGACCACCCCGGCCGUUCUUGAUACUUCCACAAACACGAGUCCCGACCACGAUGGUAUGCAGUAUAUGGAGAGGGCUGAGGAUGCUGUUGAAGCUGGGAAACCUCGAGAUAUCAACACGCCGACGCCUCCCAAUCUAGAUGCGGCCGAACAGAAUGGGACAUUUGUAGGUUCUUCGAGGGAAGUUGAGGCGCAGCUUCUUCGUGAUUCUGCAGACGCUGCAAAAACGACGGCUAGUAAAACCACCGACGCGACAAUUUCCGAGUCGCAUGGUAAAGCGUCCGAACCAGUCCUUGCCGAACCUCCGGUACCCCCGGAAACUGAACCGACAGCAGCCGAAGCGGCCGGCUCACUUACGAAGGACGAUGUUGAUACGAUUAUGACUGAAGUUCCCAACCAACCAGCAAGCGAAGAGAGGCCAGACAAGUGCAAGGACCUUGAGACACCAGAGGGUAUGAAGGAACAGUCAAAGCCCCGAAUACCCCAGGCUUCAUCUUCCAUUCCGCAACACGCAGAUCGUGCCGUUACUCGAGUCUCUACUGGUGCUAUCAGACAAAAGUCUGUCUCGGAGAUCCUUUCUGGCGACCAUCCCAAGGGUGUAGCCGCAUCGCGCUCGUCUGAUUCAGAACCCCACAUUCAUGCCCCCAUUACGCCCACAUCACAGUCACCUAGACCUCGGUCUCGAAGCCUCAUUGAGAAGGCAAGAUCCAAAGAUAAAAGCAAGCUCUCCACGGUGGUGUUUGGGAAGCAACCGCGGAAAUCAUCUGAUGGAGCCAAGUCCGUAGUUCAGACUCACCCAACGCCCAGUCAGCAACUCAGCGACGACUACUUUACGCCACUCUUUGUACAAGGAUAUUCGAACGGACAGAAAUGGAUGAAACCGCUGGAACAAAUUCUCCAUCACGCUCAUAAAACCGUUUCGACCCCUGAUUCGUAUACACAAAUACUCGACAACCAAGCCUGCAAAGUUCUACGACGUGUCUACCAACUGCAGCAUGCUGAUAAGUGGUCAUUAAGGCAGCCUAAACGUUGUCCAGAGCCUUCGCGUCAAGAGUCUCACUGGGACGUCGUAUUGAGGGAAAUGAAGUGGAUGAGGACAGAUUUUCGUGAGGAAGGCAAGUGGAAAAGGGCUGUGGCACGCAACCUCGCCUCGGCUUGUGCAGAUUGGGUCGCACUGAAGGAUUACCCCGAGGAGCAAAGGGAGCUGCAAGUCAACGCUGCUUUCCCUCGUUAUCCUCCAAGGCCAACCUGGAUUGAUGGUGAUCUCGAGUGGGACAAGCAUUUCACCGACCCAAAUGACGGGGAGGAGCAAGAUGUGGAGAAUCACCCUAAUCCUCCAGACCUCGUCCCCUCUGCCGGUAUUGACUCACCCCUGGAGCAGGAUGACGAACCCCACGAGAAUAUCCUGGAUACCGUCGCACCCUCAGCCAUUUUCGCAUUGGAGAGCGAUGAUGUGGUAUUUGGUCUUCAUCACUCACCUAAUACCGAUCGACUGCUGGACGAGUUACCUAUGUACGGAUCUCCCCUGAAAGUCCCAAACACGGACAUGACUGCCCUUGGUCGAGAUCCCGAUUCCCGCUGGAAGCGUGACGUAUUGCCAAUCAGCAAGUACGUUGAAGGUCGCAUCGAGUUGGUUUCUAAAGAGCCUCCGCGGAAAAAGUCGCGGUAUCAGUAUGCCCAAGAAGAUGAUGAUGAAGAGGUGCUCUUCAGCCAGCAAUCGAGCACGCCUGCUCCAUUGGAGCCGCAGAAUCCCCAUGUGGCUCUCUUCCAACCAGCAAACAAGGCUAUAAGAGACAGACUGCACGCAGGUCACCAGUUCCGUCCACCUAAUGAGCACACAAUGCCGCUUCAAGCAUUCUACGAGUCGCGGAGUUGCUCUCAAUGGACGGUAAGCGAAGACGACGAGCUCAAAGGCUUGGUUCGUGAAUACUCCUACAACUGGUCUCUCAUAUCAAGUAUGCUCUCCACCAAAUCAUCAUUCACUUCUGGGGCUGAGAGGCGAACACCAUGGGAAUGCUUUGAACGCUGGGUUAUGCUCGAGGGACUACCCCACGACAUGCAGAAGACACAGUACUUUAAGCUAUGGCAGACUCGUAUCGACGCGGCUCAGCAGGUCAUUCGGCAGCAGAACCAAAAUGCCCUUGCGCAGCAAGCACAACAGCAGCAGCAAGCCGGGCCCAACGGUCCCGUCACACCCGUCGUGCGGAGACGCCUAUCUUUGCCACUGAAGGUGGAACGACGCAGGAACCAAAAGCACCUUACAAUGAUAGACGCGAUGCGUAAACUCGCGAAAAAGCGUGAAACCGCUAUCCAGAAGCAGCAACACGCUGCCGGUUUGGCUGCCAUGCGGAAGGCUCAGGAGCAACCCCAACCCAGAACAGGGCCUACGAAGACUCCGCGCGAAUAUAGCAUCAUGCGCUGGGAGCGGGAUCAAGCGAUGGCCGAGAGGUUGGCAGAGAGGAUGGCACAACAACAGCAACGCGCCGAAGCACAGCGCAGAGUACGACCUACCGCUGACAGUUCGUCGAGCAAUGCUAACUCUAAAGCGCAGGCCACGAUGCAAGCCAGAGCGCAGCAGGGUCACACUUCGCAACUGGCCGCGGGGCAGAACGCGCAGAUGCCGCAAAAUCCAGCGCAGAUAGGUGCUACUCAUCCUCUCGCCAAUAUGGCUCGUGCUGGCGUGCCCAAUCAGAUGGCAGUCAACGGUCAAGCUCGGCCUAGGAUGCCAGGACAAGCAGCCCCCAAUGGCAAUAUGGCCCAGGGACACAUUGCCGGUACUCUUGUACCGCCUAUGCAGAUGAACGGGAAUGGACAAGUGCAGAUGCCCGUCGUCAACGGCCAAAACCGCGUGUCAAUACUUACACAACCAGACCUCGGUCUAGUUUUGCAGGCCCAACGUAUCUCGGAACAGCAGCGUCACGCAGUGCAGAUGCGGCAAGCUCAACAGCAAACCCAUGGCAUGCAACAAGCCAACGCAACUCUACAAAACUCGCCACCAGCUAUGCGAGCCGCUAUGGCGAACGGUGUCAACCAGAAGAACUACAUGAGUAACAAUGCGCACGCCAUGAUUGCAUCCUUCAGCAACGGAAACGGUUCGGGAAUGUCGACGCCUCCGGCGUCGGGUCUGAAUAUGCCGGCUGGUCAGUCAGGAUCCCCGCGACCGCCUGCUGCCAUGCCCCAGCAGAUCCAUCAGACCUAUGUCUCACAACUUCAACACAUUGAGAGUCAGAUCCGGCAGUCAAAUCCUAACACACCUCAAGACAUGGUGCGGGAAAUGGCAAAACAAUUGCUGCAGAACCGCCACAACAAUCUCGCACAGUCGGCGAUGAAUGCCGCUGCGGGCUCACCAGGGCAGACGGCAAUUGCUAACGGCCCUCAUCAAUAUGCUCAGCUGCUGAGGGCGCAGCAACAGGCCCAGGCCGCUCAAGCUCAGCAGCAAGUAGCGCAGCAUCAGCGAAACUCUAGUGGUAGUGCCACCCCGCCUGUUCCUAGUGUGCCAAAGUAA
Messenger RNA from Pseudomassariella vexata, 4428 nucleotides. RefSeq lists its product as uncharacterized. Lineage: Eukaryota; Fungi; Ascomycota; Sordariomycetes; Amphisphaeriales; Pseudomassariaceae. Bases 1 to 4428 code for a protein of 1475 amino acids. The record is from RefSeq and is a predicted model, not a curated record. The transcript is spliced from 3 exons.